AUGUCUGGGGGAGUUGGUCCAACAGUUAGCGAUAUCCGUCUUACCAAAGAAGAAGAAGCAGCAGAAGGAAAAGGGCAUCUGAAAUCGCAAAAACAGAGCACCCGUAGAGGUUUCUUAUCAUUUCGACAACUCAAUGCUCUCGCCAUUAUAGUCGUCUUCUCAGCAAGUGGAAUGGUAGGCAUAGCAGAUUUAGCUUUCACAGUCUUGAGCCUUAUCUAUGUGUUCUUCCUGUCAAAAGUCGCCUUCCCUCUUCUGGGUUCUUCCCCUGACCCUCCAGUUUUUGGUCAGAGCAAUAAAACUCUGAAUCUCUACGUCUCCUUCGCAGCCGUGAUUGGGCUUUUCCUCCCAAUUGCUUACAUCUUCGAGGGAAUCUUGGAAGGCGAUAAAGAGGGUAUCAAAGCAGCCGCUCCUCAUGUCUUCCUUCUAGCCAGCCAAGUUUUUAUGGAAGGUUUAACAUUCAGUGCCGGAUUAUCGCUUCCGAUCAGGGCUUUUGUGCCGGUGUUCUACAAUUCGAUGAGGAUUUUCACGCUUUUCGAUUGGUUGAAGUCUGAGAUCGAAAAAGUGGGUGAAGGGUCUGGUGGAUCGGUCAGGAGAGUUUAUUUUGGAAGAGCACUUGCAGUGGCAAAUCUUGGGUUUUGGUGCUUUAAUCUGUUUGGCUUCUUGUUGCCCGUUUACCUCCCUCUAGCUUUAAAGAAAUAUUAUGGGUACAAGGAGAAGAUUUGA
This is a messenger RNA of Macadamia integrifolia, 723 nucleotides long. RefSeq lists its product as uncharacterized. The record is from RefSeq and is a predicted model, not a curated record. Bases 1 to 723 code for a protein of 240 amino acids. Lineage: Eukaryota; Viridiplantae; Streptophyta; Magnoliopsida; Proteales; Proteaceae. The transcript has a single exon.